AUGACACUGCUCAGAUGCUAUGUCUUUAACUGUCUCAGAACUGUCCCAUUUAACAUAGCCUCAGAACACUUUGAGAACCAGAUGGUGAUGGUGGAGCUGGAGAAGGGGUCGUCUGCCACAUGCAUGCUGUCACAAGCACCGCUGAAGGUUAUCAGUGAAACGAAACUGAACAAGCCCGGCGUCGCAGUGAUGCCAGAAUUAACCAAAGGCACUGUGACAUCCUUACCACCCAGGGGGGUUGUUCGGUGCGAGGAGCCAAACAGUCGCUUGUACUCUUUCAGAGGGGAGUUACAGUGGCAGGGACAGUGUUAUACACUGGACAGUGAUCACAUGCUGCUCCGGGAAACUGUACUGCGCAACACUGACACUGCAUAUGGCCUUGCAAUUUACACAGGAGCUGACAGUAAGAUUCUCAGGAACAGUGGCAGUUUGAAAAUCAAAAAGACACAAGUGGAGAAGUUUCUUAACAAAGUGGUAGGAAUGAUUGUCCUCACAAUGGUGAUUAUUGCUCUACUCCUGGCUGUGGGAUCUGCACUGUUUGAGCAUUUGGUUUCCCCAAAUAUCGAAGUUCUCUCUGCCAUUGGUGGCAAUUUCCAUGCUGCCUAUUGGGGAUUCCUGAACUUCUGGGGCUAUAUCUUACUACUAAGCCCUGCAAUGCCCAUCUCCCUCUACAUCACGUUUGAACUGAUCCAUGUGUUGCAAUGCUUCCUCAUUGGUUGGGACAUUAUGAUGUACUCGGAAGAGAGCAACAAACCUGCACAGGCCCAAACAAAGACUUUGACUGAAGAACUGGGUCAAGUGGGCCACCUGCUCACUGAUAAGACUGGAACUCUCACACAGAACCACCUUUUGUUUCGUCAGUGCUGCGUCGCUGGCCAGAUUUACGGAGAUUUGGCACCAAAUUCAAUGCCAUUGGACCUGAGCUGGAACAGCUUUUCAUGCGGUGGGUUGCGCUUCUCUGACCAGCGGCUUGUGGAUCGUUUGCGGAGACAGAGAUGUCCUGAAAGCAGAGAAUUCUUCACUGCCUUGGCACUGUGUCACACUGUCGUGUGUGAGUGGAAUGAUGGGUUUCCUCAUUACCAGGCAGCGUCUCCAGAUGAGCAGGCUCUGGUGUGUGCAGCUCGAGAGCUGGGCUGGGUAUUUCUGUCUCGCACACGAGAUUCCCUUAUGGUGAGCGAGCUGGGAAUCACACGUCAGUACAACCUGCUGGCCCUGCUGGAGUUCACCAGCAAGAGAAGGUGUAUGUCAGUGCUGGUGAGAACACCAGAGGGAGCAAUAAAACUCUACUGUAAAGGUGCAGAUGCUGUCAUUCUGGCACGUUCACAUGAAGGCACUCUGCAUGAAGACAGCAUAAAGCAUUCACUUGAGGUUUUUGCUCAGAGCUGUCUGCGGACAUUUUGUGUUGCUGUGCGGCUUGUAAGUGAGGCUCAAUGGACGGAGUGGAGCAGUAUUCUCCAACAGGGUGCCAUGGCAACAACAUGGCAAGACAGUAUAUUGGAGGACCUGCAUGACCUAAUGGAAAGAGAACUGAUGAUCCUAGGGGUUGCAGCUAUUGAGGACCGUCUACAAGAAGGAGUCCCAGAGACCAUUUCUAGCCUCCGGCGGGCAGGGGUGAAAGUGUGGGUGCUGACUGGAGAUAAGACUGAAACAGCGGUGAAUGUGGGAUAUGCCUGCAAGUUGGUGGAUGCAGAUACAAAAAUUUUUCAAGGGCAGGAGCUCAGAGAUAUUCUUUAUUCUCCCAGCCUAGAAUUAUGUUGUAAUAAGGGUAAAGUGUCCUUUGUUUGGAGCACACACCCAAAGCCUCCGUGGAGUAAAGCUGCCAUUGUUGUUGAUGGAUUUGAACUUGAAGAACUGAUCAAGACACCAGAGUUGGGUGCAAAGUUUGUGUCUUUGUGCAACCAGUGCCAAUCAGUGCUGUGUUGUCGUGUCACCCCGGGGCAGAAAGCAGAAAUUGUAGAGCUGGUGAAGAAGUUUGCUUCCUCCAUCACAAUGGCGAUAGGAGAUGGUGCCAAUGAUGUGAAUAUGAUUAAAAUGGCACAUAUAGGGGUUGGUAUACACGGUGUAGAAGAUGGUCAGGCAGUACAGAAUGCAGACUAUUCACUAGCACAGUUUCGCUUCUUGAGCAGACUGCUGCUGGUCCAUGGCCAGUGGUCUUACCACCGCAUCUGCAGCUUUUUGAGUUACUUCCUGUAUAAAACCACUUCCUUUGCCCUGGUAAACAUCUGGUUCAGCUUUUUCAAUGGCUUCAGUGCACAGCUUAUGUAUGAGAGCUGGUUUAUUUCCCUCUACUCCAUCUUGUACACAUCGCUACCUGUUCAGUGCUUGGGUUUAUUUGAACAGAACAUAAGCGCUGAGAGCUGUCUUCGCUGGCCAGAGCUCUAUACGGCUGGACAGAGGCAGGAGCUUUUCAACCCCCUCACCAUAUGCGUGACAAUGCUUUACUCCAUUUACACCUCCGUCAUCCUCUUCUUCUUGCCCUUUGGGGUUUUUCAGGACUCAGACACAGACUAUCAGACGUUGGCUGUUACUGUGGAAAUGUCAGCUGUUUUCUUAGUUACGGUGGAGAUCAUUCUACGCACUCAAUACUGGACCAAGUACAAUUUUGCUGCAGUCUUUGUCAGUCUGGUUCUGUUUUUCCUGUCCACCAUUGUCCUUCAUAGCCCUCGUCUGUUUACAGGGUCUCCCAAAGACUACAGUUUCUUUGGAGCUUCAUUAAAUGCCUUCACACUUCCUGUUGUAUGGUUGACGUCACUCCUAACCAGCUGCACCGCUGUCUUGCCCUCGAUUACAAGACAAGCUCUGAAUGUGAUCAUGGUAAACCCCAACAAACACAAGGUUCAUUCAGUAAAGGAGCCAGUUGAGCUACAAUCAUGGAUCAGGAACAACUCUCCUCAACAUGUGUCGUAACCAAAGUCCUUGAGGCCCUAAGGAGCCUUCUCUGGAUGAGACAGGAAGGAUAAACAUAUGAGGAAACUAAAAAUACUGUAUGUACUGUAAAAAUACCCUCCAGGAAUAUUAGCAUGAUAUUAUCUAAGGCAGGAGUGAAUAGAUUUAUGUCAGCUUAUUUGAAGGUACAGUAUAUCAUCGGCUUUUAAAACAUACUUCUAAAUUAUUCAGAACGGCAUCAUUUUCUUCUUGAGAAGUUUUCUUCAUCGUGCUAUACAAUCUUAUACACGAUCAGCAGAGUUCUGUCACAUGGACAACAUUUGAAUAUCAAACAUUCGCAUGACUGUAUGUCCUUUUUUCUUUCUUUUCCUUUUUUAUUUUCCUUUUUAUUUUUUACAUUUUACUCUGCAUGAAAAAAUGUGUAAUAUGUAUCUGACCCAGCAGCCCUGAUCAUAACUGCUCAUAAAGCAAAUGAUAUUUCUUUUAACUUUUUUUUUUUUUAAU
Molecule: messenger RNA, 3390 nt
Organism: Tachysurus vachellii
Lineage: Eukaryota; Metazoa; Chordata; Actinopteri; Siluriformes; Bagridae
Gene: atp8b3
Product: ATPase phospholipid transporting 8B3
Exons: 22
Coding region: 1-2907 (968 amino acids)
Biological process (GO): phospholipid translocation; Golgi organization
Cellular component (GO): plasma membrane
Molecular function (GO): ATP binding; ATP hydrolysis activity; ATPase-coupled intramembrane lipid carrier activity
Source: RefSeq, a predicted model, not a curated record